Molecule: messenger RNA, 2172 nt
Organism: Angiostrongylus costaricensis
Lineage: Eukaryota; Metazoa; Nematoda; Chromadorea; Rhabditida; Metastrongylidae
Source: the annotation of a GenBank genome assembly
AUGGAGAAAGUUUGUGGCUAUGUCGGACGCCGUGGAACAUUUGCGAAUUUUCUUUUUAAGGCGUGCGCUCUGAACGAUGAUCUAAAACAACUCCCCAACGGAGAUCGAACGGAGAUCGGAGAAAAGGGAAUCAACUUGUCAGGAGGUCAAAAAGCACGCGUGGCGCUGGCGCGAGCUGUUUAUCAGGAUCGCGAUGUUUACCUUCUUGAUGAUCCUCUAUCAGCCGUCGAUGCUCACGUCUCUAAACAUAUUUUUACCAAUGUUAUCGGACCACAGGGUCUACUAAAAAACAAAACAAGCGGAUUUCGCCUUCUUCAGUGGAAGUGUGUCACACAUAGAGGUUCAAUCACUCACGUAGCUACGUAUGAUACUCUUAGGAACAAUGAUGUGUCCGAAGUCAUGCAAGAAUCUCCACAGGAAAGUGAGGACUCACCCAAUUCAGAAUCAUCUAAAAUAUCGAAAAGCGAUGAUAAUGAGGACGAGCUUGAUGCUGAUGAGGUGCGAUCAGUGGUUAGCAGAAACAGUCGAACUUCUAGAGAAUCGAAAAAAAAGUAUUUUUCGAAAAAGGAGCAUGGGAACCUUAUCGAAAAGGAGGAAAUUGCGCUAGGAAGGGUAAAAUUCUCCGUCUAUAUGGUAUAUUUGAAGUCUAUGGGAAUUUUGCGCUACUUCGUUCCAUUUGUCGUCGCAUUGGUGUUGAAUUCUGUGUUCCUCAUGGCUAGAAACCUAUGGCUUUCUGACUGGUCAAAUGAUAAUAUUCCGGGAGUGGAUAAGGGAUUGGCCAAACCACUUGGAAUUCGGCUAGUUGUUUUCAUGUACCUUGCUCUCAGUGCUUUGAUUCUUGGAGCAGUAGUUGCUUCUCUGAAACUUCACGAGCCGCUACUUCACAACAUUCUUCGGAGCCCUCUAUCGCAUUUCGAUGUCACCCCACUGGGUAGAAUUUUAAAUCGGCUUGGAAAAGACAUGGAAGUUGUGGACCUUCGACUCUCAUCCAGCUUCCGGUUUCUUGCCAUAGCUUUUAUGAGCGUUCUUCAGACGUGCAUAAUCAUUUCCAUAUCAACUCCUCUUUUCACAUUGGUCAUUAUUCCAAUCUUUGUGAUCUAUCUUCUGGUCUUGCACUAUUUUAUACCCUGUUCUCGUCAACUUCAGCGCUUAACAGCAAUUACUCGGUCGCCUAUCUAUUCCCAUUUUGACGAGAGCAUUCAAGCUCGAGAAACAUAUCCAAUGCUCAUACUGGUCGCAAAUUUCCGGCAGAUGGUUGGCGGUACGCCUGGAGUUAUUAGGAAGCAUUGUGAUCCUUGGAAACAAAGUGCAAAUUGUGUGGCAAAUUCUUCCUUUCAGAUAACCUUCAUGCUCAACUUUUUCAUGCGCCAAUUGAGCGAGAUUGAAACGAACAUCGUUGCAGUUGAGAGAAUAAAAGAAUACACUGAGACUGCUGUCGAGGCACCAUGGCGAUGCCGACAUCCUCCACCAAUUGACUGGCCAAGAGGCGAAAUUUCUAUCUAUAAUUAUUCAGCGCGUUACCGUCCGGGUCUUGAUCUAGUGAUAAAAGAUGUCACUGUUCAUAUCUUCCCAAUGGAGAAAAUUGGACUCGCAACUUUUGUCUUUAUUUGUAUAGGUAAAUCUUCGUUAGCAUUAGCGCUGUUUCGAAUUAUUGAACCAGCUAGCGGUAAAAUUUUGGUCGAUGGUGUCGAUAUCACCACCAUUGGCCUACAUGAUCUUAGGGAGCGAUUAACUAUUAUACCCCAGGAUCCAGUACUGUUUUCUGGAACAUUACGAUUCAAUCUGGAUCCUACACAGAAACAUACGGAUGCGGAGCUCUGGUCAGCUAUCGAACAUGCCAAUUUGAAGCAUUUUGUGCAAAGCUUUCCUCUUGGUUUUCAACACCAAGUUGACGAAUGCGGUCAUAAUAUUAGUGCUGGCCAACGUCAGUUGAUAUGCUUGACUCGAGCACUGAUGAGAAAGUCACGUCUGAUAGUGUUAGACGAAGCCACUGCAUCGGUUGACUCUCAAACGGACAUGCUUAUUCAGGACACGAUACGAAGUCAAUUCUCGUCUUCAACUAUAAUCACAAUUGCACACCGUCUUAAUACUAUCUUCGAUUAUGAUCGGUUUGUUUAUGGAAUUUCUAAGGUUCUUAGCAAUGUGAAAAAUGUGGACAAUUGUAGUUCAUAG